GUCUCAAUGAACUGUCAUUGUUUUGCUCGCAGUUCAAUCGUGUCAGCUGCAAUUUUGGAGCUUAUCGUACGAUUUUCUUUCGGAGAUUUUUGUGAUUAGUUGUUGCAGUACGACCAAUCUGGACACUGAGGACAACUGGUGUACAUUCGAAUACCGGCACGGCUUUUUGGGUGCUCAUCAUGUGGUAAUGGCCAAAUUCAUCGGAGCGUUCGACCAAAAGGAGCCACCACCAUGGCAAAAUUGCUGCUACUGUAGCGCUUCCUUGUCGUUGUCUUCACCCACUCCAACGUCGUCCUCCACGACAUCAAAUCCCCGUCAGCAGCAACAGCAGCAGCAGAACCAAUUGCUCGCCUUCAAAACACCAACCGAUUUUGUGAGGCACCUCCGGCAGUACCAUUGCACCAUUGAGGGAGGCUCGUUUGUGUGUCGCUAUGGGUAUAACGGCGUUUGUUCGUCAUUGCCACUCGAUGGGGUCAGUGAUAAGGAUUACGAAAUGCACGUUAACCGAUGUCACGUGAAUCAGCAGCAAAAAGAAUCCCACAUCAAGUGGUCUGUUUUCUCUGCUGCCCAGAAUCUUCCAGCGGUGCUGAAUGAUCCGAGCCGCGCGAAGCAGACGACCUUUUUCACCAAGAAGUGGGGUGACAGCUUUGUUGAGCAACAAUCGAUCGGAACAUCCCCGCAAUUACCUGACAUCAAAUGGGACCAUUUCGAUUUCUAUCUAAAACGAAUCGGAAAGCGAUAUCGAAUUCACACCCGUGUAGCGAAAACGGCACUUCCUAACGCUUCUAGUCAAUCCCAAGCAUACCAACAGCCUAUUGUGAGCGAUCAUUUACCCAACGGAGCAACCGCAAACCUGAAAGACAUUCCCGAGGUGUUCCUCAAGCAGAACCUCGAGCUGCACAGCCCCGCUUCUUUCGCGGCAGUUUUCCCCGGCAUUGGCAACGAUGGCGAGCAGGCAAAACAAUCGAGCCGGGUGCUGCAGGAAAAGCUAAGUCACUAUUUGGAUAUCGUAGAGGUGCUGAUAGCAAAACAGGUUGCCGAAAAGUCGUCUGCCUUUUUCCACGCGAUGACCUCGCAGGAUGCCAUCAUGGAGCAGAUGCGAGAGGCGGCAAUGCAUGUGUCCCGGUUGCGUACCCGGCUCAAGCAAAUCGAUGAUACGAUUGUACGUGAGUCGCUGCAAAUUAUGAGCCUGGAGAGAAUCAGAUCCAAUAACAAUAUCGUGUUGGAACGAUUGAAACUAAUGGCGACCGUGCAUCAGACCCAGCCGAUGAUACAGCUUCUGCUCAGCACACAGGAUUACGUAGCGGCGCUGGAUUUGAUCGGUACAACGCAGGAGAUAUUGAGCCAGGAAUUGAUAGGUGUGCACUGCUUCCGCCAUCUGCCGUCGCAGUUGAACGAAAUGGAGCGGUUGAUUGACAAAAUGUUGACAACAGAUUUCGAGCGAUAUUCCACUGCGGAUUUGAACCGACCGUUCGCACCCGAGGGUCAGCAAGAGAAGGUUCUGGAGGAGGACAAACUGAUCAGUAUCAUUUCAGGGCUUCUGAGGAAGCGCAACUUGGAUUUCAUUGACACGUACAAAGAGGAGGCGAUCACAACGGUGCGAGCGAUAGUCAAACAGAUGGUGAUUGAAGUGAUUGCCUCGAGUGACGCGGAAGUUUGUUUGACGGGUGCCGGCGAGGAAGCCCAAAGUUUGUCAUUCUCGGAAUGGAUAACGCUGCUGGAAACGGCAACGGUAACACUGCUCAAACUUUUGCGACGCGUAAGGUCCGUUCAUGAUGUAAUGCAACAAACCGCGGACGCCAGUGCCGGGAAGAUAACAGACGAUGUGAGUUUUAUCGAUACGGAAGCUUUUCUUAGCUCUGAGGAUUAUGAUAUAGUUCAAGCAAAGUUGACCAAUUUGCUGCAAAGUGUUUGUAAUUAUUGUCACGAGCGGUGCGCAAAUUUGGUGUCUAAUCAAAGUUUGGAGAAAAGCUCAGUCUGUGCCGAACAAAUAGCUACACUGGCUGACAUCGUUGAUCGUUUCAGCAAAGGAUGCGAGAGCGCUUGUGGAGUUCAGAGCGUACCGUUGAAUUUGGCCUUGCGAGUUCAAGGUUCUAGAUUCGCCCAGAAGUUCCAUUCGGAGCGGAAAGCGAAGAUGGCCCUGUUGCUGGACAGUGAACGAUGGAAACAAGCUGAAGUUCCAGCCGAGUUUCAGAAGAUGGUGGAAAGUAUUUCCAAGGGAAAUUUCCUUUGGAGUAAAGCAGUCGAAUCCAACGGUAUACCGGCUGUUGCCCCUCCACCGCAAACUGUUCUCAUAGUAGACGGCCAACCGUUCGCACUCGUCGCGGCAGCUUUGCUGCUAGUUCAGAUCGUCAGUGAGUACUGUCGCUGUGCCCAACAACUGCCUGUGAUUGCUCCACAACUGUCUCGUAACGUUGUUGAUUUGCUACGGGCCUUCAAUUCCCGCUCUUGUCAGCUGGUUCUCGGUGCAGGUGCUCUUCAUGUGGCCGGACUCAAAACCAUUACCAGCGGUAAUCUUGCCCUCGUAUCGCGGGCACUUCAACUAGUCUUGUGGUUGCUACCACACGUCAAACGUCAUUUUGUGGCUCUGGAAGCGAACGGAGCGACAUACGGGUCAAACAACAUCCUCAGUGGGUAUGACUCGAUCGAAAAAGAUUUCUCCUCACACAUCAAGGAAAUCGAAAACAAAGUAUUGGCGAUCGUGUGUGAUCUGGUUACAGGCCAGCUGGCCAACUGGGACGCACGACCGCCGGUUCCUUCACAAACAUUCCGCAACAUCAGCAGACAGUUCGUUAAGUUGCACGAGGCGAUAGCGCCAAUCUUGCCGGAGAAGCAGGUUGCCACCAUUUACCGGGUGGUGAACAAAAACUUCAAGGAUAAGCUGCGGGAACAGUUGCUCCGGAACAAUAUCACCAACAACGGUGGUCCCCAGCAUGGAACGGUGGUGUCGGAGUUAACGUUUUACAUGGAAACGUUACGGACGCUCAAAGCGAUGCCCGAAGAAGAGCUGCGCGAUGAAAGUUUGGAUGAUAUAUGGUUGAAAUGAGAUACGAGCGUUUUUUUUGGUUUAAGUGUACCUUUCCGAUUGAUUUCGUUGACAUUUUGCGUAAGUACCUCAAAGUAUCCGAAGGCAUGUUAUUGAACAUUUUCCUGUAUAUUGUAUAUGCGUUUUGCUCAUUGUGAUAAGCGCACGUGUUAUGUUGAUUUGUAUAUAUUUCUGUCGAAUUAAAAUUUUUUUAAUUUGUUGCGAAUGGAAUACUGUUCCAAAGUAUUCUAAAAUUUAAA
Messenger RNA from Toxorhynchites rutilus septentrionalis, 3285 nucleotides. RefSeq names its product vacuolar protein sorting-associated protein 54 (gene scat). Gene Ontology annotation, molecular function: syntaxin binding. Gene Ontology annotation, cellular component: GARP complex. Gene Ontology annotation, biological process: retrograde transport, endosome to Golgi; Golgi to vacuole transport. Lineage: Eukaryota; Metazoa; Arthropoda; Insecta; Diptera; Culicidae. Bases 188 to 3046 code for a protein of 952 amino acids. The transcript has 3 exons. The record is from RefSeq and is a predicted model, not a curated record.